Messenger RNA from Uloborus diversus, 2488 nucleotides. RefSeq lists its product as uncharacterized. The transcript is spliced from 11 exons. Gene Ontology annotation, cellular component: nucleus. Gene Ontology annotation, biological process: protein ubiquitination; ubiquitin-dependent protein catabolic process. The coding region runs from base 205 to 2406 and encodes 733 amino acids. Gene Ontology annotation, molecular function: ubiquitin protein ligase activity; zinc ion binding. Lineage: Eukaryota; Metazoa; Arthropoda; Arachnida; Araneae; Uloboridae. The record is from RefSeq and is a predicted model, not a curated record.
GUAAAUAUUUUAAUUUUUUUCGGUCAGAAGAAGAUGUUAUGUAGAUAAGGUUAUUUUGUCAUUAAUUUUGUUUUAUUGCGUAACAUUUUAAAAUAUUUUAAAUUAUUUUUGCUGUUUUAUGUUUUCUGUUGAUGUUAAUGUUUCCCAAUCUCACAAAAUAAAUUUUCAAAUUCAGGCUUUUUCUUCAAAACAGUAGCUCCAAGUAUGGAUUGUUCAGAAGAGACUGUGAAAAAAAAGUAUUCUGGAGAAGUGAACGAAAAACCCAGCAUAAAAUUAAAUAAUAUUGCGAAAAGAAAUCCGGGCGUUUGCAAAUUCUUUUUAUCCGGUCGUUGUUGGAGAAAUAACGAUUGUAAAUUUUUACAUAAUGGAGUCCCAGCUGUUUCUAAUGUUAAUCUGGUUGGUACUAGCAAUCAAAACCUAGAUAUUUUAUCUAAUGAGCGAACACCUAGUUCUGAAAGUGAUGAACAUAAUCAUUCAUCCAACGAUGAAAUAUAUGUAAAUGAACAUCCUAAAUAUUCUAAUAAAAUUUGUAAAUAUUAUAAAGCAGGCUACUGCAGAAACUCUGAUUGUCUUUUCCAACAUUCCUAUAGAUUCUAUAACAAUUUCAAGCAAAGACACUCAGGUAUUCUUCAAAAUGAGGGCUACAGUACUAAAACAUAUGUAAAUAGGAAUUCAAAGCAAACGAAAUCUGUACCUCUUUGUAAAUAUUAUAAAAGAGGUCUUUGUAGAAAUGGUGACCAGUGUAAAUUUUAUCAUCCAAAAAGUGCCCUUCCAGCAACUGAUUCUGAGAUAAAUUCUGAAGAAUGUACGGAAGAGAAGCAACAGGUGAAGGAAAGCAACAGUAGUGUGAAUAUUCCACUUCAGAAAGAAACAGUUGUUAGAGCUGUGAUCAAAAGCAAUCAAAAUAUUUUUGAAUUGGACUCCUUGUCAAAUGAAGACAUCUCAAACAUUAGGAACAAUGAAAUAACGCAGCUGAAGAAAAGAUUUGUAAACCAUAUUGUUAUAGAAGAAGAUGCAAUAUUUAAGUUUGAAUUUCAACCCUCAGACCCGGAUUGGCCAUUUGAUAUGAGAAGCUUGCAAAUUGAAGCAAAUUUUCCACAAAGCUACCCUAUAGAAGUGUGUGAAGUUGAAGUGUUACGCAAUUCAGAAAAUAUCCCCCUCGUUUUAGUAAAGUACUUAAAUCGAAGCAUUGUCGAAUGGUUUGAAAAAAGGCUUGAAGAGCUGAAGAAGAAUAGUAAAGUUGAGAUGAUGUUCCGGCCAUUUCUUAAGUGGUUUGACAAAAACUUGGAAGAACUUUUUAUUGCUGGUUUAAAAAUGGUGCAACGUGAUAUGAAAGCAAAAGAAGCUGGUAUUGAAUUCGUUCCCCCUGAGGCCCUUUUCAAAUCUAAUGAAUCGCAAACGGCUCAGGAUCCCUGCUCUCUUUCCGAUGAUGAACCUACAGGAGUUGAUACCAGUGUUAAUGUUGAGAUGCUCAGAAAUGAAACUCCAAAAAUACCACAACAGAAAGGAACUACAGAAAGACAAAAUAACAAUUCCGAAAAUCAAGGCACUAAAAUCUUGUUUUCUAACUUAGAGCUGACUGAAGGAGCUGCUGCAAUGACAUGCUCUAAAAUAUCAGUUAGUUUGCAGUGUAUUCGCUGUAAAACUCUGUGCAAUUUGAAUUAUGUUGCAAAAAAGAAUUGCUGUCACAGAUGCACAAAAUGCAGCAAAGACAUUGCUUUCGUUUUUAAUCCAUCCACACUUCAUCCAUACUCCAAUGUUCUUGGAACUAUGAUUCUACUGAAUUGCAAAGUGGUAGACAUAAAUUUAGUAGAGUGCUAUUUUUUAGUUGACUGCUUGAACUGUAGUAAGCAAGUUUCUCUUAGCGGACUGCAUUACAGCCAAACUCAUAAAAUGUGGUGUCUGUAUUGCAAUCAAAAAUUGGUCAUUUGCAUUGGAGGAGUCAAGUUUCAAGCCUCAAAAGAGUCUAUGUUUACAGGAAUUAAAUAUAUACCAGCUAAAAAGAUUGCAAAGCAGAAAGAUCCUGUUGUGAAGGAAGGAGAGCCACUGCCCCAAUUUGGGACUUGUAAACAUUACAAAAAGAGUUUCCGUUGGCUGAGGUUCCCAUGCUGUGGAAGAAUAUAUCCCUGUGAUUUAUGUCAUGAUGAAAAGGAGAAAGACCAUGAAAUGAAGUUUGCUUCUCGUAUGCUGUGCGGCUUUUGUGCCAAAGAACAACAAUACAACCGUGAUAAACCUUGCACUGGAUGUUCUUCAAGCAUGACCAAAAAAUCUGGUUCUCACUGGGAGGGUGGAAAAGGCUGCAGAAAUAAAAUACAGAUGAGCAGGGAAGAUAAGCAGAAAUAUGCUGGAACUGCCAAAACAAUUUCGAGAAAAGCCCAAAGUACUACAGUGGGGAAGAAAGCUUAAGUUGACACAGUUUAAUGAUUUAAUUUGUAUUUCACAGCUAUCCAUAUUGUAUGAAAAAUGCUUUCCUGUUUUUUUUUAACAC